CCCUGUUUGCUUCUCUUCUUCAAGCAGGGAGCUAUCCUACCGUCACCUAGCAUUCAUUAAUGGACUCUCUUUACACUUGCUCUCAAUGAAGAUCUAUUCUUUUUGGUAACUUUUCCAGUGAUAUCUUUCCUUUCUGUAAACUGUUGUGCUGAUUAGUCAGCUCUUCCAAGAGGAUCUGUGAUCUGGCUAGGUUCCUGCUGUCAUCAUCAUAAUCUUCCUCUUUCCUUCUGUGGGAUUAUCAUAGCGAUGAGGCAGGACAGCCUGUGACUAUCCACCGCGCUCUACCAGUCUUCUUUUUUAAGUUAUUUUUUUGGUGAGAUACCAGGAGCCAAAAUGCUGAACCAGGGUGCUGUGAUGGUCUUCACUGGAUUGUGUGGGGCGUUAGUGCUCAUGGCAAUGGGCUACUAUGUCUACUGGUCUGUAGUAUUGGCUGACGGACCGUGUAAGCGCGGUUUGUAAAAGGAUCCCACCGUGGUUGGUCGUAGUGUAUAGAAAAGAGCCGACUCAGCUCUCCAGGCUCCUCAGCCAUGGCGCUGCUGGCCUACCUGAAGAGCCUGUUCAUCCUGCAGCUGCUGAUGGGCUUUGUGUUUGUGGUUAGCGGCCUCAUCAUAAACUUCAUUCAGCUCUGCACUUGCAUCCUCUGGCCCAUCAACAAGCGGCUGUAUCGCACCAUCAACUGCCGGCUCGCCUACUCCCUCUGGAGUCAGCUGGUGAUGCUGCUGGAGUGGUGGUCGGGCACAGAAUGCACACUAUACACCGACCAAGCUACGGUGGACAAGUUUGGCAAAGAGCAUGUCAUCACCAUCCUCAACCACAACUAUGAGAUCGACUUCCUGUGUGGCUGGACCAUGUGUGAAAGAUACGGCAUCCUAGGGAGUUCAAAAGUGCUAGCCAAACACGAGCUACUGAAGGUUCCUCUGAUUGGCUGGACCUGGUACUUCCUAGAAAUAGUCUUCUGCAAAAGAAAGUGGGAAGAGGACCGAAAGACUGUCUUCAGUGGACUAAAUAGGCUCAAAGACUAUCCUGAAUAUAUGUGGUUUCUGCUGUAUUGCGAGGGCACCCGCUUUACAGAGACCAAGCACCAGAUCAGUAUGCAGGUGGCAGAGAGUAAAGGCCUGCCCAAGCUCAAAUACCACCUACUGCCCCGAACCAAAGGAUUCACCACCACUCUGCAGUGUCUUAAGGGCACAGUCACUGCUGUGUAUGAUGUGACUCUUAACUUCAAAGACAACCAAACCCCCACUCUCCUGGGUAUCGUCAACGGCAAGAAAUACAAAGCUGACCUGAGUGUAAGGCGGUUUCCGGUGGAGGACAUACCAGAUGAUGAGAAAGAGUGUGCCAUCUGGCUGCACAAACUCUACCAGGAGAAGGAUGCCUUACAGGAAAACUACAAAAAGGAAGGCAAGUUCCCCGGACCCACAAUCACUCCAAAACGCAGGCCGUGGACGCUGCUGAACUUCCUGUUCUGGGCCACCUUGCUGCUUUCACCACUCAUCAACUUUGCUUGUGGAGUGGCUGUCAGCGGCUCCCCGCUCCUCAUCAUUGGCUUUAUCAUCUUCCUCAUCAUAGCCUCGAUUGCUAUCCGCCGCCUCAUAGGGGUCACCGAGGUGAAGAAAACAGGCUCCAGUUACGGCAACCCGGAGGCCAAGAAAGAAAACUAAAGUGUCGUCCCCCUCCGUGUGCGGCCGUCUCUGUACGGUCACCCUGCGGCGUCUCACCCCUGCCCACCUCCAUUCUCCUCCUUCUGUUGAGCCAGUUGGCAGGCUAGGGAGGAGACCCAGCUGUGAAAACAUAAUAGAGCCCAGAGAUAGAAAUACUAAUGGCACUAGUGAGAGAGAGCAUGGACGGUGUGGGCUUCACGCUCUCUGCUGUACAGAACAUGAGGAGGGGGAGAUGCAGCACUCUAUUCCCCUUUUUUCUUUCUUAAUCCCUCAUCCUUGUCCUACUAGAUCCCGCUAACACCCAGGGUUAAGCUCCUAACCUGUGUGAGGUCACAUUUCCUGCUCUCCACUUCCUGUCAGAGUCAUCAGGCAAUCAGGGAGGGGCUCAUUCUCAUUGCCCAAAGACCACAAGCCCAUCUUUAUUUGAUCAUUUUUAAUCUUAACCACCGAGGGGCAGUGUGUUUCUGCGACAGCAUUUUCCUCACCCAGAGGGACUUGUAAUCAGAACCGGUGCCUUGAGACCCAGCCUGUUUUUCUUUAUCUUAAAGAGUUAUUUCAAAACGAUUACCUUUUAAACCUCCAGUUAUCAAGCCACGCGGAUAGUUUUCAUUGUGUGUGCCACUCGAAUACAUUGUAGUGAGGUCCGUCUUGUUCAAAUCAUUGAAAGUACAUCUAAAAAACGUAAACAACAGUGUGUCUUUCAGAAUACUAGUCUAUUACUUUGGAUCAACUCUGAACAUUUUCAUCUUUGCCCAUGUUGAUUUCAACUCGGGGAAACCAUAUUAUUGGAUCAUUCAAGUAGUAAGCACAUUUCUGUUUUUGGGGCCAUUGCGCUUGAGCUUUUCAAUAUUUGAAUCAGUUUGAGCAGCAACAACAUCACCUCCCCUCUGCGGUCCAACAUCAUCUGCAGGGCUAAACACUGCAAACGUGCAAAAGUCUGGUGUCUGCUAAACUCAAGCAAGGGCUCCCAAUGUGAAAUCUGUCCUCAUCAAGGACACCUGCCAUCUGUUACAGGUCUCACAGCUGUAUUACAGCCCGCGGCAACAACACACAGUCACCCUGACACAUUUCUAUUCAUUUUCCCGUCUGUUCCUAUUUUCUCUUGCUUAAUAGGAAAUGGCUGGUAUGUUGUUUCAUGAUUUUGACAAUUUCUUACCCCCUAAAUGUGAUGUUAAAUCAACCAGCUGUCGAAACACUGAAGCAGUUCAACCUACCAAUCCCUGAUCCAGAAAAAGGUCAACAGCUGUCUACAUGUAGCGUCGCAGUGCUGAUGUUUUAACCUUUGCCUUAAAUCAAGCUUGCUCAGGCGAGGGAUUGCUUAUGCGCCACCCCUUUAAAACAGCACCCAUCUCUUACCUCUGCGCCCUGAAUAUUCAUCCUCCCCCUGCCAUCACAUAGAGGAGCAGUAUGGAUUUAUUGGGUUUAAUAAGCCAGUGAGCAAAUAAAACCCUUGUUAUACUUCAAGUGAAAAGCUGUUUAAAAACCCGUUCAUAGGCUGUCGGUUAAAGAAAGCUGCUUGCUUACACUCCAUGGGCAGGCAGCUUUUGUUUUACUCUGAACAUAGUAGUAAACCACCCUUUACAAAUCGCUCCUCCCAGAGUUGGUUGUUUUUAACUGCAACAAAUUAAACAUCAGCUGUUGCAGUAUAAUGAGUGGAUUUCUUCCCCAAAACAAUGGUAGCAAGACAUGGAGGGGAUACUUUGUGUCCUGCUCGCUCUCUCGCUCUCUCUCUCUCUCUCUCUCGCUCUCGCUCUCUCUCUCUCUCUCUCUCUCUCUCUCUCUCUCCCUCUCCCCCCUCCCCCUCCUGUGCCACCUGUAGCGUUAAUCAUUUCUUUUUGGUUUUAAUUUGUCGCUCCGCAGCAGCAAUACCUUGUGUACGUCCUCUCUCUGUAGCGUUAUGUCAACCCAGACAGAUUUCAUGCAAGCCUUAAUAGACAGUGCUGCUUAUUUUUGGUGUGAAAAUGUAGAAGCUAAAUGAGACCCUGUGGUAGUGAAGAGACAAAGUCCUCCGGUAUAGCAAGCAAGUUGCUGGGAUUAGUUGCCCAGCAGCUUGUUCUACAAUCUAACAUUUAAAGGUUUAACACAAGGAUAAAGUCUGCUCUUAGGCACAAAGAGCUCUGUUCAUAAUCAAUACACAUUUUUUACAAGGAGAUAUUUGAGUUGCUUUACCUCAAAUAUUUGUUAAAAGCUUUAGUAUCUCGACCUGUGAUGUUUUUCCUCAAGAGAUCUGAUCAGAUGUCCCAUCUCAUUCUGUCAUUCAGUAAAAAAAUCACAUUUCAAAGAUGCUGAGAAGUUUUUGGAAAACAGUUUUUACACUGGAUGUUUUUUAUUCAGUUCAAAAGUUUAACAUGGUUGUUGUUUUGUUUUGUUUCUGAGUUCAACAAUGGAAUUAAAUAACAUCAAAACAUUGAGAUUUAAAAAGUCUUUAAGUGGUGUCAGAGAUAAUUGAGUUAGUGGCACCUCUUGCGUCAGCGUUUUGUUUGUUUUCUAAGGCUAUUUUUAUGUUUUCUUCAAUUAAAACACGUAAGAAUAUUAAAGGAUUUAAUCACAAA
Messenger RNA from Eleginops maclovinus (Patagonian blennie), 4213 nucleotides. It is a transcript of the gene agpat3, whose product is annotated as 1-acylglycerol-3-phosphate O-acyltransferase 3. The coding region runs from base 528 to 1661 and encodes 377 amino acids. Gene Ontology annotation, cellular component: endomembrane system; endoplasmic reticulum. The record is from RefSeq and is a predicted model, not a curated record. Gene Ontology annotation, molecular function: 1-acylglycerol-3-phosphate O-acyltransferase activity. The transcript is spliced from 10 exons. Lineage: Eukaryota; Metazoa; Chordata; Actinopteri; Perciformes; Eleginopidae.